Messenger RNA from Doryrhamphus excisus (bluestripe pipefish), 1973 nucleotides. RefSeq names its product synaptotagmin X (gene syt10). The record is from RefSeq and is a predicted model, not a curated record. Gene Ontology annotation, molecular function: SNARE binding; phosphatidylserine binding; calcium ion binding. Lineage: Eukaryota; Metazoa; Chordata; Actinopteri; Syngnathiformes; Syngnathidae. Gene Ontology annotation, biological process: calcium-ion regulated exocytosis. Gene Ontology annotation, cellular component: plasma membrane; exocytic vesicle.
CCAUGGACGCAGACGCCGACGCGGCCGCGCACCAGGCUGCCCUGUGAACGGCGGCCAGAUGAACCCCCGCCCUCCCGGCUCCUCCUCCUCCUCCGGCGCGCAAUGGCUUAACCGGAGAGACAUGAGCGUCCGGAGCGGGGACAGCGUCACCUUGUGCCACAGGGCCCUGCAAAUUGUCACGGACCUUUGUCUGACCGGACAUGUGGACCGGGAGAAAUGCUCGGAUAUAUUCCCCCUGGAGAGCAGCAUACCAGGUAAAGGACACGCAGUAGACAUCUCUAUCAGUCUGCUGGCAGUGGUGGUGGGUUUCUGUGGCCUUGCCCUGUUGGCAGUGUCUCUCUUUGUCUUUUGGAAGCUGUGCUGGCCCAUCUGGAGGAGCAAAGCUCUGUCAGCCCAUGGCGGGAAUGUUGCCCUCCAUGUGACCUUUCCUGAGGCACCUGCACCCAGCUCGCCCUCGGUGCCGGAGUGGAAAGCGGCAGCGGUUGCGGAGGAGAAAAAGAAGCACCCGCCGGAGGUCAAGAUGAACGGGAGGAGCUCGAUCAAGGUCCUGGAGGCGGCCAUGAAGAUCAGCCAGACGUCACCGGAUAUCCCGGCCGAGGUGCAAACCACCCCGAGGGAGAAGCUGAGUCAGCAGGCCAAAGUUCAGAGGCAGACCACCGAGCCCACCUCAUCCUCCAGGCACAAUUCAUUCCGGCGACACCUUCCUCGUCAGAUGAACGUGACCAGCUUUGACUUCAGUAUGGACGCGGUGCCUUUUCGGCAGUCCUCCACGGCGAGCAUAGGGAGAAUCAAACCAGAACUCUACAAGCAGAAGUCAGUGGACUCGGAGGGCGAGCCCAAAGAGCCAGUGGAGACGUGCGGCAAGCUCAGCUUCUCGCUGCGUUACGACUAUGAGGAGCAGGCACUGGUGGUGCAGAUCCUCAAGGCCUUGGAUCUGCCCGCCAAAGACUUCACGGGGACUUCUGACCCUUACGUGAAGAUCUACCUACUGCCCGAGAGGAAGAAGAAAUUCCAGACGCGAGUCCACCGCAAGAACCUCAACCCCAUGUUUGACGAGACCUUCUGCUUCCCUGUGGCGUACGACGAGCUCUGCAACCGCAAGUUGCACCUGAGCGUCUACGACUUUGACCGUUUCACCAGCCACGACAUGAUAGGCGAGGUGGUGGUGGACAACCUCUUUGAGCUCUCUGACCUUUCCCGAGAGGCGGUGGUGUGGAAGGACAUUCAUGCAGCAACCACGGAGACCGUCGACCUGGGGGAGAUCAUGUACUCGCUGUGCUACCUUCCCACAGCAGGGAGGAUGACGCUGACCGUCAUCAAAUGCAGAAACCUCAAAGCCAUGGACAUCACUGGUUCUUCAGAUCCGUACGUCAAGGUUCACCUAAUCUGCGAUGGACGCAGGCUGAAGAAACGGAAAACCACCACCAAGAAGAGCACCCUCAACCCGGUGUACAACGAGGCCAUCAUCUUUGACAUUCCCCCAGAAAACGUGGAACAAGUCAGCCUCUCCAUCAUGGUGAUGGACUACGAUCGGGUCGGACACAAUGAAGUGAUCGGCGUUUGUCGUGCCGGGCCAGACGCCGAAGGUCUAGGACGAGAUCACUGGAAUGAAAUGUUGGCUUAUCCACGGAAGCCCAUCACUCACUGGCACACCCUGGGAGAGUGGCCCGGCAGGGGGGCAAGCUUUGAGAGUCAAGGCUCGUGUCCGUCACCCAAAGCUCCACAGACGCCCUAACGGUGACAACGAUAAGGUUCAGCGUGGCGCCCACAAGUUGUUUGACGCUGAAAAGUCAUUCUUUGUCAAUGCAUUUCUGUCAACUAUGGCUAAAACAAAAGCAGCCAUGUACUUCAAAGAUUACAUUCCGUGAAAAAAUUGCAGUGAGUCAGUCGAGAACUGAGAACUCUGUUUACAUUCAAAUGGCACAAGGUGCAAGGGCUACAAGGCUCAGUGCCAUCAAAGCAUUUAGUAGGUU